Messenger RNA from Frieseomelitta varia, 1414 nucleotides. RefSeq lists its product as uncharacterized. The coding region runs from base 181 to 711 and encodes 176 amino acids. Gene Ontology annotation, biological process: positive regulation of voltage-gated potassium channel activity; regulation of synaptic transmission, cholinergic; sleep. NCBI's taxonomy places the organism in Eukaryota, Metazoa, Arthropoda, Insecta, Hymenoptera, Apidae. The record is from RefSeq and is a predicted model, not a curated record. The transcript has 3 exons.
GUGAGUGGCGUGGUGAGUGGCGAACCUCGCAAUCUCAUACUCGUGAUCAGGCUGUCGACUCGACGACAACCCUUCCUUGUGCCAGUGCUUCACCCUCCGUCACGAAUCGCAGUUUGCAUUCUGCUUCCCGAGAGUAAACUUCUUCAGGAGAAAGCUUGCCAUUCACUAACUAUUUCCGGGAUGUAUCGAAGGAUCUUAGUGCUAAUUGCUACCCUCGCGUUCGUGUUGGCGGUCUGUGCAGAUAAGAAUUUAAGAUGCUACAUGUGUGUUUCGACAAAGAAUCCUGGCUGUGAAAUAGACCCUCAAGCACACAAUAUUCAACUUGUGGAAUGUACUUUAAAUUCGAUGCUGGAUUGGAAACAUAAUAUUCAACAACACACUAUGUUAAGGUCGAUAGCUCCAAUUUUCGACGUUGACGAUUCACAACAUCAUCUAUCUGUUGUUCCAAUGAUGGCCUGUGCUAAAAUGAUUAUGCGGGCUAAUAAUCAAAGUGUCACAGUAAGAAAUUGCCAAGUAGCAAAGACAGAGAACAUUGAUCCAUGCAAAACGAUGGAAGGGAUGUUAGCUGCCAAUAAUUACAAACUGGAAUUCUGUGAAUUGUGCACGGAGGACGCUUGCAACAGUUCGAUUGCAAUUUCGCCAAAAAUUUUCCUCACGCUGUUGUCCGUUCUAGGAGUUCUAGUUCUGGGCUAUUCUUAUAACAACGCGUAACCUUUAUAAUAUAUGAAGUUGCGGAGUGUUGAUUGCAAUCAUCCUCAGAGACAUGUUAUUCGUUAAUCGAUAGCGUAUUCUAAAACUUGAAAACACACAUGCGUAUGUAUAUACAUUGUUCAUAAAUAUUCCACGUUAUGCCGUGAGUAUGAAUCAUAUAAUGGAUACCUGCGGCAUGAACUAAGAAAGAGAAAACAAAUUUGAAAUUCAGUGUUGUUAGAUCAAUCUCUGGGAAUAACGAAUAAAUUAUUUUUCCGUGUAUUUCUUAAUCUUUUUAUACAAUUUUUAUUUAUACUUUUCGUACGAAACAGGUAAUUUCCUAUUUCGUAUAGUUGAAGCAUGAAUUGGCUAGAAUAAAUUGUUCAGCAGAUUUUAUAACAUCGAAUUCGAGAAGUUCAUGUCUAUACUUGUUAUAUUUAACAACUAAAAAAACAUUAUAGUGAUUGUAUUGAUGAUGGUAUGUGUGUCAUAAAUAUUCGAAUGUUUAUUGUAUUUAUCAAAUUGCAUUUGCGAUUCAAUUCAUUGAGCGCGCAACAUAUAAAUAUAUGUUAUAUACUUAUAUUAUAUAAACUUAGAAGAAGCUUAUAAAACAUGAAAUUUUGGCCAAUGUUUAUAUCAUAGAACGCUAUUAGCUUCAUAAGAUCGAAUAUAAUUGAAAAUGAUAUUAUUGAAAAUUGUCAUGAGCAAUAAAUAAAUAUAUAUA